AUGGCUCCCCAGACGACUACUCCCAAGGCGGGCAUGUCGCUCUACGCUAAUUUACUUGACCCUCCAGAAUCCGCAUCUAUAUCUCGCGCGCCAGUAGUCUUCAAGCAAGCUACGGAGACCCUCCAACAAGAUGACUCUGCGGCGAAAAAGCAGCAGAUAAGUGCCGGUAGAGCAUAUACCCUCCCUACUCAACAGACUCCUACAAAGAGACCACAGCUGCCUGCUCAGAGGCUAAAAACGAAACCCGGCAUUUCGAAGCCGCCCGUUGCUGCGGGAUCAGCAAGCCCUGCAGCUCCAGACCAGGGAGCUGCCAAUCCUUCCGUAGCUGCUGGUCGGCCGGUGGGGAAGUCGACUCUUGCAGACUGGACGGCGACCGCGGACGAUGACGACGUGAAUGGGUUCUAUGGAGGAGAGAAACGGCAGCGCGGGGGCCGAAAGAAGCGGAAGAAGAACUAUGGGGCCGAGGUGGUUAUACAGAACUGGGACGAUAUCUAUGACCCAACGCGCCCGAAUAGCUACGAGGCAUACAAACACAGCGAAGAGAAAAUACGCGAGGUUAGAGAGUGGAAGGACAGGUUGUAUGCUCACAGGUUGGCACAACGGUAUAACAGCGACGUGGAGAGUGAUGGUGAAUACUCAAGGCCACAGAUGAAUAAACAAUUUGCUCCUCCUUCGUCCUUCGCGCCACCACCAAACCUGAAUGCGCCCCCCGAAGAGUCUCCAGAGCCAGAACCCACCUUUUCAGAAGCCAUCCCGCAACCUGCUGUGGAAAUUCCCGAUGACCCAACCGGUGAAGAUGCGUAUGCGCGACGGUUACGGCUGAGCUCGAAUAUCAACCAGACAGAGUCACCACUGCCGCCGCCACCACCACCUACUGAACAACCCCCUCCACCAGCAGUCCCAGCAGUCCCAGCUACCCAGCCCUACAGUGCUGCCACCAUAUCUCGCCCUCCGGUUCGAUACGCAUUACCUGCAGCGCCUAGAGAUAUCCCUGCCACAGAGGCCGAACUCGAGGCAACAUUGGCCAGUGAAAAAGAAGAUGCAGGAGAAGACGAAGGCGAUGAGAAUGCUCCUCGCUCCCUUCGACCGGGCCAGAAAGGUUUUGCACAGAGACUGCUGACGAAAUACGGCUGGACAAAGGGCUCCGGUCUUGGAGCCAACGAGUCCGGCAUAGUCAAACCUCUUCAAGUCAAGGUGCAGAAACAGAAGAGGAAACCGGAUUCUGAAGGAGGCGGGGUUGCUACGCCCGGUGGUGCAAGGGGUACAAUUAUCGGCGGUGCUAGAAAACAGGAAGAGCACGGAAAGUUCGGUCCGAUGUCUGACGUCGUCAUCUUACAUGGGAUGGUUGACGGGUUAGACCUUGAUGCCGAACUUGAAUCCGGCGAAUUAAUGCAAGAAAUAGGGGAAGAGUGUGGAGAGAAGUAUGGCCGUGUUGAACGAGUUUAUAUUGACCGGGACAGCAAGGAGAAGAUCCCCGUCUUUAUAAAAUUCACCAACCAACUAUCUGCGUUACGAGCGGUUAAUGCACUCGAGGGCCGAAUAUUCAAUGGCAAUACAAUAACAGCACGCUUUUUCGACAUCGAGAGAUUCGAAGAGGGGAGAUAUGACGAUUGA
Arthroderma uncinatum is the source of this 1614-nucleotide messenger RNA. RefSeq lists its product as uncharacterized. Bases 1 to 1614 code for a protein of 537 amino acids. Gene Ontology annotation, molecular function: RNA binding. Lineage: Eukaryota; Fungi; Ascomycota; Eurotiomycetes; Onygenales; Arthrodermataceae. Gene Ontology annotation, cellular component: precatalytic spliceosome. The transcript has 5 exons. Gene Ontology annotation, biological process: mRNA cis splicing, via spliceosome. The record is from RefSeq and is a predicted model, not a curated record.